AUGUUGCUGCCGUCGCUAAUGUUGCUGUUGCUGCUUGGAUUGAGUGGAGCACAGCUGCAGAAUCAUCCGCCACAUUUUGUGCCCGGCUCGGGGGAUAUGUCCCGCUUUAGCCUAUCGGAGCAUACGCCAGUUGGCAGUCCCGUGUUUCAGCUUAAAGGCGUUGAUCCGGAGGGUGGUCGCCUCAAGUACAGCAUAUCUGGGCCAGUUUUCUCUGUGGAUCGGGAGACGGGUGUGGUGCGCCUGCGCCAGGAACUCGAUCGCGAAACUCAAGACACCGUUGAGGUUAUUAUCAGUAUAACAGACGAGGGCGUCUAUGGCACAGAACCGAAUACAGUCUCUCAGCGCCGCGAAAUACCUGUGCGCGACUAUAAUGAUAACCAGCCCACAUUUUAUGGUAGACCCUACUCGGCCAGCGUCAGUGAGUCGCUGCCUGUGGGCGCUGAACUUAAGGUGGAGCCUCCUAUCAUUGUCGUCGAUCGUGACGAGGGCUUGAAUGCUGAAGUGCAGAUAAGAUGUGUUCAGGAGAACAAUAUAUGCGAUAUCUUUGAGGUACGCGCUGUCAAAUUGGCGGAUGGUAAUUAUACAGCUCGAGUGGCUUUAAAACAGCAACUGGACUUUGAGAGCCGCCCUUCCUACAUCAUGACCAUAUCGGCAUCGGAUAGUGCGCUGGAGAACCGUCUCACCUCCUUUGCCACAAUUUCUAUAAACGUUAUCGAUGUGCAGGAUCAGGCACCCGUUUUCACCAAUGCACCGUAUUCCGCUACAGUAUCAGAGAAUACUCCGGCCGGUGUGAGCAUAUUGACUGUGAAAGCAAUUGAUGGCGAUGUGGGCAUACCGAGAGAGAUCUUCCUCUCGCUGGAGGAUGAACCAUUUGGUCACUUUGAGCUGGUGCCGUUCGGUGAUCCUAAAGACGGCACAGCGAUGCUGCAAACCACAAACGAACCGUUGGAUCGGGAAAAUCCGGAUAUUUUACAAAAUGGUGGUGUCUAUGUAUUCUCCAUACGCGCCACAGAGCUUAUUGAUGGCGCCAUCCCAGCCGAGUAUACAAUCACACGCGUUACCAUUGUGGUUACCGAUGUCGACGAUCAUCGACCUGAGUUCAGCGCGUCGAACUUUAACGUUUCAGUUGCGGAGAAUCUAGCGAAUGGAAUGCCGUUGCCAGGUCUAUCGAUUUUCGUGGAUGACCGCGACAUGGGCGAGAACAGUCGCUAUCAGCUCAAACUUGUGGAUGUCUCAAACGCAGCGGGUGUGUUUGGUGUCUCUCCUACCGAGGGACAGGCGCGCACUCCCGUUGUGGUUAAGGUGCUGAAUGCUAGUCGCCUGGACUAUGAUAAUCCCGCACAGCGUAAAUUCGAAUUCGAUUUGGUUGCUUCCUCGCAUGGCGUUGAGCAGGCGAAGGCACGUGUGGAAGUCCAUUUACUGGAUGCCAACGAUAACUCGCCUAUUUUUGGCGAGCAAACCUAUCGUUUUACAGCUGCCGAGAAUCUGACAACAGAUUCUUUAAUUGGCAUUGUGAAUGCUACCGAUGCGGAUUCCGGUGAAUUUGGUCGUGUGCAGUAUGUGCUUAAGGGAUUUGGAGCCGAUAAUUUCUAUGUGAAUCCAGAGACUGGUGGUAUUUAUCUACUCAGACCUUUGGAUUACGAGAAGCAAAGCACAUACAGUCUGACUGUGGUAGCUGUCGAUGGCGGCGGCCGCGAAUCAAAUGCAAACCUUUUUGUUGAUGUCCUCGAUGUUAACGAUAAUCAGCCAAUCUUCGAGAGCAAUGAGUACAGUCGCACAAUACGCGAAGGUGCGGCAAUCUUUGAGCCACAGUUCUUUGUGCGGGCAAUUGAUGCAGAUGGUCCCAGUCAAGGAAAUGGCAGAGUGAAGUAUGCCAUUGUCUCGGAAAAUAGCAUAGCUGGCAAUGUAUUUCGCAUUGAGCCGGACUCGGGUGAAAUAACACUCCAGAAGGCAGCUAGGUCCAUGGAUACGGAGCGUGGAGAAUACGAAUUGGUUGUUUCUGCAACGGACUUUGGAAUUCCACCGCUUACAAACACCACACGAGUUCUAGUGCGUGUCGGCAUCUCUGGCAAUCAACGUCCCAUCUUCAAAGGCCACUUCCAAAACGUUGAGAAUUUGCCCAUAAUUGGACCACCCAGUUAUCGCGUGUCCAUACCGGAGAAUGCGGUGCCAGGCUUCAAUGUGACAACGGUGUCCGCACACGAUCCCGACGGUCUGGACAGUCUGCUCAGAUAUCGAAUUGUUGGCGCGAACGAUAAUUUCCAGAUCAAUGAACUAUCUGGUUUGAUCACAGUAUCGCCUCAAGCACGUAUUGAUCGCGACUUAAAUAUGAAUAGUUUUGAGAUCAUUGUGAAUGCCGUUGACUCCGGUACACCAAUCCCAGAAACAGCUACUACCACGGUCUAUGUCAAUGUCAAGGAUAUUAACGAUGAGAAACCCAAGUUCGAGCAUAAUAGUUAUGCAGCCUACGUAUCCGAACGAACUGUGAUUGGAGAGAGCGUAUUACGGGUCAAGGCCAUUGAUAAGGAUCUCAAUUCACGAUUGGAGUAUAGUUUGCAGGGACCAGUUAAAGCCACCACCAAAGCGGGUGUCAGCAUAACCAAUCGAAGUAGCUACCCUGUCGAGGAAGCAUUCCGAGUAGACAGUCAAAGUGGAGAGAUCUUUGUGAAUAGCACCUUGCGCCACGAUGUGGCUGCCAUUAUUAUCUUUACGGUGGUUGUGCGGGACUUGAACGCGGAAGUUGAUCCAGAGCUGCAAGUGGACACAACAGAGGUUACGGUUUAUGUGCAGUCCUUUAAGGAUAAGGAUCCAGUGUUCAAGAAUCCAGGUUGGAGCAGCUCUCGUCCUGUGGUACAUAUCAAUGUCAAGGAGGAAAUGCCCAUUGACAGUGCACUCUUCAUUCUACAAGCCGAGGAUCCAGUGACGGAGCAGGCGAUAACCAGCUUUGAACUGGUAGAACCAAAGGAGUUGGAAUAUUUUCAAAUAUCAGAGCGUACCGGCGAGAUCAUCUUGAAGAAGCGUCUGGACUAUGAGGCUCUGGCGGAGAUAGGCAGCACCCAAUUUGAGCUUCAGGUGCGCGCUAAUAGCGCCGAUCGUCAACGCAGCACCAUCAGUCGAUUGAACAUAACCGUUGAGAAUGUGAACGAUAACAGUCCGAUCUUUGAGCAGAGCUCCUAUCAUGCCACCAUCAUUGAGAACAAGGGUUACCCAGAGCCCGUGAUUCAAGUCAAGGCUCAGGACAAGGAUGCGGCGUUGAAUGAACGAGAUGAGCGUUUGGGCUAUCAUAAGAUCAUCUAUUCACUGCAAGGCGAAUAUGCAAUGCUAUUCGAGAUUAACAACCUCACAGGACAGAUUGUCGUGGCACGCAACCAGACCAUCGAUCGAGAGCGCACGCCUACCAUUCGACUCCAAGUGAAAGCCGAAGACUCGCCGGGCAAACCAACCGAUGCCAAACAGAGCGUUGUGGAACUGCUUAUCGAUGUUCUGGAUGUCAAUGAUAAUGCACCAGAGUUUUCCAAGAAGCUAUACAGUACCGUUAUACCGGAAAAUGCUCUGAAAAUGGAGAAUGUCCUCCAAAUUGAAGCAAGCGAUGCGGAUGAAGGACCUGGCGGUGAAGUGCGCUACGAGCUGGUCAACGAAGGCGAUGCCAAUGGACUGUUUAGCAUUAACGCCCAGAAUGGUUUGCUUUCCACUCGCCGCAAUCUAACAGGUAAAGGACGCGCCGAGGCCUAUGUGCUCAUCGUACGUGCCCAGGAUAAUGGCAACCAAGUCCCCAAGCAGCCCACCCUCUCCACGGAUGUUGAAGUGCGAAUUUUCAUUGGUGAUGUGAGCGCCAAUGAUGGUGUUCCAUUCUUUGUGGCUCCACGAGUUGGUCAAAGGGCAAAUGUAACGGAGAAUGCCGCAAUUGGUGCCCCCGUUUUCCAAGUGAUUGCCAGCGAUCCCGAUGAUGAGAACACGCCAUCCGGGACGAUAACAUAUCGCAUACUCCCCGAUACGCCUGAUGCCGAAUCUUUUGCCAUAGAUACGCACACGGGGUUGAUAACUACACGACAGCCACUGGAUCGGGAGGAGAAGAGCAUGUACAAAGUGUUGCUGGAGAUCAGCGAUAAUGGACAGCCUAAGCAGUCGUUGACGCGCAUUCUACAGAUUGAAGUGCUCGACAUGGAUGACCAUGAGCCCAGAUUCGCUAGGGAAAUCGAUGAGGGUCCUAUACCAAUGUCCGUACUGGAGGAGCAACCAGCUGGCACAAUUGUUGGUAACUUUAGCGCCAUUGACGAGGACAUGGGCGAAAAUGCAGCCAUCGAUUAUGUCAUUAUCGAGGGCAAUAACGAACAGAUCUUUACCAUUGAGCGAACCAAUGAAAGUCUGGCCAUUCUGAAGACAAGCCAGCCCAUCGAUCGCGAGCUUGUUGAGUCCUUCACACUAACUGUCAAAUGCUUUAAGCUGGGAGAACCGGCUUAUAAGUACAUAGGCGAUGCCUAUGAUCGUCAGGAUCCCUCGCAUCUGCGCAUCACCAUCAAGAUCUUAGAUAUUGACGACAAUCUACCGCAAUUCGAGAGUCCUGACCCACAUGUUGGUAUACGCAUCAAUGUGCCCAUUGACACGGUGAUUACGACACUGAAGGCGAGUGAUGCAGAUGCCGAAGCUGCACCCAUAUCGCUCUCCAUUAUGAACGUGACCUUUGUGCCGCAGUUCUACAAGCGCAGCCGCAAACUUGCCACUGGCAAUCUACAGAGUCUGUUCACGCUCAACAAUCGCACGGGUGAGCUACGCACCGGUGGCUCGUUUGCAGACUAUGUCGAUGGUUAUUUCCUGAUGCGCAUUUGUGCCAAUAACUCCGUCAAGGCCAAGCGUCAGACUCACAGCAAUAUUAAGGUGUUUGUCAUCCGCGACAAAUCUCUGCUCAAAUUCGUCUUUGCCCGACCGCCCAACGAGAUACAGCACAACAUCCGCCCAUUCCAGGCGCAGCUGCAAAAGAAACUCAAGCCACUCGGUCUGGAGCUACAUGUGCUGGACACCCAAGUCUUCACCAGAGCCGACAUGAGCCUGGACUUUACCGCGACGAGCUCAUGUUUCCAAAUGUUCCGAAAUGGCGCAGCGCUCUCCUUGAGCGAGAUGCAGAAGCUAAUGAACUCCAAGGAGCUGCGUCACGAGCUCAUUGACAUUUACGCUGCGUAUGGAGUCAGUGACUUGGAAUCUUGCUCGGUACGACGCACUCACACGGCUGCACUUUUCGGCAAUAUGCUGAUGUCCGCGGGCUCAUGGCUAGUGAUUCUAGCGGCUUUAAUAGGCAUAGCCGCAUUGGUCUCACUCUGUGCGGCCUGCUGUCUGAAGAAGAAAUUCAAGCGGCAUAGCAAACGCAGCCUGCAGGCGAGUCUGAGAACCCCCACAGAGCAUACGCCCACAUCGUAUAGCUACUCGAUGCCCGCUGUGCUCUACUCGGAGCCCAUCUAUGGACCAUUGUAGCCUCAGCUCAUAUUCUGCACAGUCAGGUCCAGUCAAUGGCAAUGCUGAAUUAAAUUGUAGUAAUCUAGUGCUCAAGACUAUAAGCCCUAUCUGCACCCUCUGGCAAAUGCCCAUAAAUAAGUGGAGUGGGAGUAUCUAUCGGUUAUAACUAGAGUAGAUCAGGUGCACAUGGGGCUUUUGGAACCACAGUUGGCCAUUUCGCGCGAAGAUGGGGCCAAAACAGUCCAUACAAGCAUAAGCAUACUAUGCACGUGAUCUAGUAUGUACAUACACCUAUGUAGAGUAGGUUACGAUUAACUAAUUUAAAACUGUAUAAAGUCCAAUCGAAACAUUUAGCUUUAAGUACUUCUUUUUAGACUUUUUAGAAUGCGAAUCGCAAGUCAUUUUAUGUGUCAUCUGCGCGGGAAUACACUGAUUCUAUUACUAGUUACUGAAUUUUGAGUAGUUUUUCUGUCAGCCCAACAGAUUUAGCAACGCAUGAAAUACUUUUGUUUUAGUAGAAAUAAACGGCAUUUACCUAUA
Drosophila grimshawi is the source of this 5988-nucleotide messenger RNA. It is a transcript of the gene Cad74A, whose product is annotated as cadherin-23. Lineage: Eukaryota; Metazoa; Arthropoda; Insecta; Diptera; Drosophilidae. Gene Ontology annotation, biological process: homophilic cell-cell adhesion. Gene Ontology annotation, molecular function: calcium ion binding; cadherin binding. The record is from RefSeq and is a predicted model, not a curated record. Gene Ontology annotation, cellular component: plasma membrane; catenin complex.